UUUCAACAGUAAAUAAUUUGACAAGUUCAACUAUGGUGAAAGACAAAGACAGUGGGGUGUGUGUGUUUGAGAGAGAGAGAGAGGUGUACUGAAUCAUGGAAGAUAAGAAACAACAACAGAGAAGCGUUGUCAUCACAAUGUAUGUCGAAUCUCCACCAAUGAUAGGCCCACAUCAGGUGGCGCUGAAGCGGGCAAUGAUGCCUGAACCUUACCGCCACCCCAAUUUCAAUCGAAAUCGGAGGGCUGAGUUUCUUUCCUACGCCCAAGAACUCAGACGUUCAUCUCCCCAGCAACACCCUUAUAGCCACAACCACAAGAGGAGAUCCAAAAUUGUCCAGGUGGAAUGUGGGUGGAGCUUGCGAAUGUGUGGCUCCUUCGAAUCAAGCCAGCAGCUGGGGAGGUACGAGCGGAUCCGAAACUGUGACGAGGAGAGAGUGGGGUGGGUGGAGGGGAAGGGCAGGUGUUGUUAUAGAAGGUUGGGUCGUUUCCUAAAGGAAGUGUCGACAAACUGGAGACCUAAGCAGAAAAGGACAUGAGAAAGAGUAGGUUAGAUGCAAAUAUUUGUGGUGAAGAGCCUUUCUUCUCAUGUAUGUGAAUUCAUGUAUCAAUGCUGAUUAAGGGAAAGUGUAGGAAAAUUACAAAAAGAGACCGUCCGUCUACUUUUGGUACAUAGAUGUCACAAUCAUUGUUGUUUGGCAAAUUUCAAUUUGAUAUCUAAUGCGUAGGAGUAUUUUUUAGCUCCUCG
This is a messenger RNA of Amborella trichopoda, 745 nucleotides long. NCBI's taxonomy places the organism in Eukaryota, Viridiplantae, Streptophyta, Magnoliopsida, Amborellales, Amborellaceae. The record is from RefSeq and is a predicted model, not a curated record.